Stegastes partitus (bicolor damselfish) is the source of this 919-nucleotide messenger RNA. RefSeq names its product catechol-O-methyltransferase domain containing 1 (gene comtd1a). The record is from RefSeq and is a predicted model, not a curated record. The coding region runs from base 60 to 800 and encodes 246 amino acids. The transcript has 7 exons. Gene Ontology annotation, molecular function: O-methyltransferase activity; S-adenosylmethionine-dependent methyltransferase activity. Lineage: Eukaryota; Metazoa; Chordata; Actinopteri; Pomacentridae.
UUCAGCAGAUCCAGGAAAGAGCUGUUCAGUGUCUCCUUUGAAGAAAAUCUCAGGACACAAUGGCCGCGGACGUUAAAAUGCUUUUCUGUGUUGGACUUGCUGUCGUAUUAUCUGGUGUGGGAGAGUCUGCCUUCAUGGGGAAGACCCACGGCUCAGGGACGGAAAACCCUGUGCUACAGUACGUAGUUAACAACUCACUGAGAGAGCAUCCGGUCCUCACCAAACUCAGACUGAGGACCCUUCAGGACCAAUGGAGUGUCAUGAUGGUUUCCAGUGAACAAGCCCAGUUAAUGGCAAAUCUCAUUAGACUGAUUAAUGGCACGAAAGCUAUUGAAGUUGGGAUGUACACAGGGUACAAUGCUCUGAGCAUGGCUUUGGCCAUGCCGGAGAACGGACGGGUGGUAGCUUGUGAAAUACAGGACAGCUACAUCAACAUCGCCAAACCGUUUUUUAAAGAGGCUGGAGUUGAAAAUAAGAUAGAUGUUCAACAUCAAGCAGCCCUGAAGACACUGAAUGAACUGAUAGCAGCCGGACAAGCUGGGACGUACGACUUUGUGUUCAUCGAUGCUGAUAAAUCCAACUAUGACAACUACUACGAGAAGUCCCUGGAGCUCAUACGAAGAGGGGGCGUUAUUGCGAUCGACAACGUGCUCUGGGGCGAAAAGGUAUUGAACCCUGCUCCCAAUGACUUCACCUCUCAGAGUCUGGAUGCUCUCAACAAGAAGCUGCACAAGGACCAGAGGAUUGAUCUGAGCAUGCUCACCGUGGGAGACGGUCUGACCCUUGCCAUUAAACGCUAAAGUCCUUAGUUAUUAAUUGUACGUGUUUUGUUUUAUUCUUUAACAGUACAUUAGUAUAUGUAGAGUACACAGCCUUCUAUCAGCCUGUUUACCAUCAGAUUAAACAUUACAACCCACUC